CCAAGGCAUCAGAGAAACAGCGCCAUUUUUGCUUAGCUAGCGCCUCUGUUGGUGUCCGGCAUUGUGUUGGUAAUCUGAGCAGAAAUUACUUGCAAUAAUGAGGGGAAUUGUGGAAUUUUGGGGGGAAUAAGCCCAUUGAGUGCGCCGUUUGCAUAAGGUGCAUUUGACCAGCUCAAGAUGUCCGCAGAGAUGCUCAGGUAACGUUAAUAUAGCGAAAGUCUCCAGCUGCCUGAGCAAGCUAAUCGGGCAAGCAAUAGCUAGCUAGCUAACUAGUUAGUUUAUUUGCUGCAGAUAGUCCUAAAGUAGCUAGUUAGUCCGUUCUCGCAUUCAAGCUGCUAGUCCUACUUGUACUAUUUACAUUAUAUUAGUACGUGCAUCAAGAUAGCCCCAUAUCUGUGCCCAAAGUUAUGCAUUUCGUUUGAUAUUUAGGUAUGAUCGCUACUAGCAAACGUUAGCUAGCUAACGUUAGCUAACUAAUUUAUUUUGUCAAUGAUCUGGUAUGCAUUACAGACAGUAAGGUAGAAUAGCUAGCUAGCCUACUAUUGAAUCAUGAUAAUAACUGUUACUGAAGGAAAUAGACCGAUGCGCACAAGGACAGAUAUGUCCACAUCAUCAUAGCUAUGUCAUAUAUCCACACACUUUUUGGUUAGGAAUUUGAACAAAGGUGUUUUUUUAGAAAGAAAAUCGCAUGGUUGAGGACGUAUGCUGAAUUUCUGUUCAUUCUAUUCAUUCCUUUCAGCGUUCCUCCUGGCACGAGCAAGCUCGAUGUGUUGGUGACCAAACUGCAUGAGUUCUUGGCUCAUGCUCCAGAGGAAGAUGAGGACACACUGGUGACAGAAAGUCCUGAUGGUGAUAACUGUAAUAAGUGAAACUUUAACUCAGUAGGCAUGGUGGUGUUCGAAGUAAUAUUUGUAGGUACUCAGAAUUGUCUGCUGAUUUUAAUUCACAGGUAUAACAAACAAGGACUGUGUGGCGGCACACUCAACAGACCGAACCCCUCUUGAGGUAUUAACAUGAGAAAUAUCAGUUUAGGCUGUUAUAGACCAAAGAGUAUUCAGUGUUGAUGCAGAUCUAGAAGAUCUAUUUAUAAAAAUGUUCUUGUUGAAUACAGCCUCAACAGACCUCAACAGAAGCCUUGAAGCAGUCUGGAUGUGGUUCCAGGAGGUGGGCUUCCUUCUGAUAUUUUGAAAUAUGUGAUAGUUUAUGUACGUUGUUUAUGGCCGGGAAACACAUAAAAACAUCGUAUUUUGGUGUUUGUGCAUACUCUAAUGGAUGUCACUUGUAUUACAGAAAACCUUCAGUUGUGAUUAAACACAGCGGACUGGAUGAAUCUGGUGCUUCAAAUGAAAGUGAGGAUGAUGAUGACGGCUUGAAAAUCAAUUCAAAUGGUUAUCCUGAUAUAACAAGAUUACCGAAAGGUUAGUUUUUCUACUAAUGCUUUCAACUAUACUGUAAGGAGAUAUUAAUAAUGUAUCACUGCAUUUAUAAACUGAAAAUUCUUUGGUUUUCAUGCAUGUGUUUUUACAUGUCUUAUGCACAGGCACUGUACUGGUGAGGCCUGAGCCGGUGGAAAAUGUCAGAGAUGACUUCAGAGGUCCCGAAUUCCGUUGCGGAAAAUCUGGCAAUCUGAAGAGAGCUUUUUCCAGGAGACGUGGAGGUGAGCUUUCAUUAAUAAAUGUGAAAAAACAUAUAUUUUACCUUAAAAUAGUCUGCUGCAGAAUGACGAUUGAUGUCUUUGUAGGCGGUGAACACUUGGAGAUUGUUAGCUGUACAGCCUGUGGCCAGCAAGUUAACCACUUCCAGAGGGACUCCUUUUAUCAGCAUCCAGUACUCAAAGUACUUAUUUGCAAGGUGAGAGGAUCCUGGGUCUGUCAAAGAAGUGGUCAUUUAAAUAAAUGGUCUUAACGUCACAUUGGUUAAAAUGGGCAUUCUCCAACAAUAUGUUGUUGAGCUCACCUACAUUUUUAGGGGCUCAAUUCCUAAUUGUCUUAUUAUUUUCUCAGUCUUGUUUCAAGUAUUACUCAAGUGAUGACAUCAGCAAGGAUUGUGAUGGCAUGGAUGAACAGUGCAGGUACGAUGGGGUGGUUCUCUUAUACAACAAGAUGCUGCAAGCAAAUCCCGAAACGUUAACAAACAUAAAAGUUGUUACGUUAAUCAUCACUUCAAUCUAUUGUAUUUGCUUUUUACAGAUGGUGUGCAGAGGGGGGAAACCUGAUCUGCUGCGACUUUUGCCCCAACGCCUUCUGUAAGAAAUGCAUUUUGCGGAACUUGGGGCGAAAGGAGCUGUCUGGCAUCCUGGAUGAGGAGAGUAAGUGGUAUUGCUACGUGUGCAGCCCAGAGCCUCUACUGGACCUGGUCGUUGCCUGUGACAACGUCCUUGACAACUUGGGGCAUUUGUGGCCAGACCACCGCAAGAGGGGCAGAGGCGAGGGCAAAUCUGGACAUUAUGACUCUCAUCCAAGGCAUUCUCAAAACAAUUCCGUGGGUCAUUGGAACCAUAGUGGCAUGGAUGGUCACGUUGUGUUCAACUACAACACCCUUCAAAUUCCAGAGGAGAUGGCCAAAAAGGCUAAAAACCUGGUGGACUCUACAAACACCGUAAACACAACUUUUGUGAAGUUCAUUCAAGGUGGCAUGCAGCAGAAACAGACAACUGAGGUAAAGCUCCAAUACCUUAAGACUUUCCAGUCAGUACUGAAGGGUCUGAAGAAGUCUCAGACAGCUCUGGAGGAAGCCCUUUUGGAGGAGUUCAGAGAGAUGGGUUUGCCAAAUGGUGGGGAAAACCCAACGUUUGAUGAUACUGAUGUACCUCAACAAGAACAAGAGAGUUGUGUGGAAAUUGACAUUUCUGAAAAAAAUGGCCUACAUUACUUAAAGAAAAUUGCAGCUGAACAUUUGGAAGAGAAUGAUUCAGACUCAAAUGGCUUUACGGACGAUGGAAGGCCUUCGUCCUCAAUUGAAAUGAAAGGUGUCCUUGGCACAGAGAUAAUGCCCCGACGAGGUAGAGGCAGGCCGCGGAAAAACUCAAAGCCCGGAGAAGAUGCUUGCAACGUGACAAAACAACUGGUGGUGCAAAUUUCACCUGCCCCUGUUGAAAUAGAGCCGCUCUCUGGCCCCCCGGAGUUGGAGGUGGAAGUGGAGUUGGAGGCGGAAGAGGAAGAGAGAAAAGAAAAAGUGGAGGAAAUAGAGGGAGACUGUGAAUCUAUUGAACUUGUAACAGAGGGGGAGUAUGAAUCUGCUGAGGGAAGCGAAUCUCUGGAACUGGAAGAGGAACCAGAUAAUAGACGCUCACCUCGGGUAAAGACCACGCCCUUACGCAGGCCAGGUGAUGGCAAGACCCAGCCUACCCCCUCAGGUGCGGACAGUGAGAGUGACUCAGACCCUGACACCAGCCCCAGUGCUGAAGUGCCUCAAGGAGCUGACGAGGGAGGGCUUGGGAGAGGAAUUGAUGACUCUGACUCCGAUGAAGUCCCCGCUGUCCUCCAGCGGGCAGCCAUGACGCGCAGUUCAGACGAAGCCGAGAGUGACGAUGGAGACCAUCGGAGCGUGACCAAGAAAUGCCUCUUCGGCCUGAAGAAGAACACGCCCCUCUCUCCAGAAAGAGUUGUCCGCAAACGCAAGGUGCCAGACUGCUCCUCUGACUCCGACUCCUCCAGUGACGAUCCGGACCUGCAGAAGGAGAUCAAGACUAUGAGCAGCAGGCCCAGGGGGAGGCCUCGGAAGGUUAAGAGAGAGGAUGAACCUACCCAAAGCAAGGAGAGUCCGCAACAUAGGCCCAGGGGCAGACCUCGGAAGGUCAAGAAAGAGGAUGAAUCUACAUCCAGCAAGGAGGGUAAUACCCAGGUAGCCAAGCCUAAAAGCACACCUCAAUCCGAGCAGAGAACGAAGCAGACGCCAUCCUCUUCCAGUCAAGAAGAGGGGGACCAGGACUCUGAGUCAAGCGAUUACAGUUGUGACCAGAAGAUCAAGCCUAUCACUGAGGAGGUUGCCUUACUGGGGGCAGCAGCUUUCCACCAGUCGUCCGGUGAGCUGGUCUCACUUUCUCUGCACUUUUGAGGCAAUGCACUGCAUUCAUGAGUUGAAGUUUAACCCUUUUCAGCUAGCAGUGUAGAUUUCCUCAUUGGCAAAUGUUGAACUAACCUUUUCUCUUUUUUGUACUCUCUCACUCUGUAGGCGAUGAAGAACAGCCCCAGUCUGGGCCUUCUUGGGCAGCAGCAGAAGAUGAUGAUGAUCCAGAAAAUAGGUAUGGUUCCGAACGAACGGACAUAGCGUUUGUAACACACCCUAGGCGCGGGAGAAAGGCCAUGCCACGGAACCCUAAGUCGAGUGCUAAUAAUGGGGACUCCUCCGUUGUCAAGACCCCGUCCCAAUCGACCCGGUCUCGUCCAACCCGCAGCUGCAGUAAACCAGCAGCUAUCCCAUACAAUUUCUAGUGUAGAGCACAGAGGUACGUGUCAAGCACAGGGAGAAACCCCUCCUCCUCGUACCUCGCUUAGGCUGUGUUAUAAAUUAUAGGCCACUUAUGCCACUGUGUUUUCGUUGAUUACCUAUUCUUUAAUUCAUUUUUUGACUUUUAAUUUGAAGUUAAAUGUGACUUGUCUAUUAGCAGAAUGUGGCAUCAGUUGAGUCCAUAUCUCUGCGCAUACCAAGAUGAUUAAGAGGGGAAAAUGCUGUUUAAUGCAUCAGUUUGCACAAAAGCAUGAUACACAUAUUAAAACAGAUGAAACAAAUUAUUUUAUAUCUCAUAGUUGCUCAUUGGUAAACAAUACUGUAAGUCAGGGGUGUCAAACUCAUUUUGCCCCAGGGCCGCAUUCGGUCUUAAACAAGGUCCAGAAGGCCGCACAGAACAUUUUUGGUAUUUCCUUGCCGGAAAAAUGUGCUAUUCUUUUCCCUAUCCAUCGUUAUUGGAAUUUUCGAUGCUCCUUGACUGUCUAGCUUUCAUUUCGGUGAUUUAUUAGCGAGCUGGACACAGUCAAGAAAAUGUAUGAAUGUAGGUUGAUUUGUAAUUUUUUCAGUUUCGAUUAGGUUUUAGUCAUUUUAAGGUAUAUUGAGUUCGUCUCCCCCCAUAAAUAACACCCGCGGGCCGGAUUGCACCCGGCCCGUGGGCCGUAUGUUUGAUACCCCUGCUGUAAGUUAUCCUUAUUUCUUCCACAUACAGUAUUCUUUUAAUUUUUUACCAAAUAAAUAACUGUAUGCUGAAUAUUAAAACUUAUUUUAAGCCAUGUUAAAGGAUUUGAUUGCAUUAUUUGUAAAUAAUGUGAUUAUAAUUUUUUUGCUCCAAAUAUGUUAAGGUCCAGUCAUUUGAAUCUGGAUUCGGUUCUUGAUCUAUGGUCUGAUGGUAGUACAAGUUGCGUUUAAUUUUGCGCUGCAUGAAAACAAGCCAGCAAGGUGAUGUUUAUGUAGAAUUUUUGUUUUUGGCGAAGCAUAGCCUAAAAUGGUUAAAACUAAUAAAAGCUAAUACAUCACACCAGUAUACACAAUACACACCUGAAAGUGCCCUUAGACUUCACUUACAGAUGUGGAUAUAUCUGUAUCAUUACACUAGAUGGGGUGAAUUACCUUCCUAUCACUGGGAAUUAGUAAUCAUUGAGUUUGAUGUCAAUUCUGAAGUGACUGGGAUUUAGAACCCAAACCCUGAUUAUAUUAUACAUGCCCUAAUGGUCAACUCAUGACCAGGCAUUCUUUAGGGUGGCAGUAUUGUACAUGACUGCACCCUUGUGCAGUGGUGUAAAAUAAGUAAGUAAAAAUACUUUCAAUUACUACUUAAGUCGUUUUCUUGGGUAUCUGUACUUUACUAUUUAUGUUUUUAAAACUUUUACUUUUACUCCACUACAUAACUAAAGAAAAUAUGUACAUUUUACUCCCAUACAUUUUCCCUGACACACAAAAAGUACUCGUUACAUUUCGAAUGCACAGGCAGGACAGCAAUAAAGUUAAAUUCAUGCACCUAUCAAUAUAACGCGUUGUUAUCCCUAUUGCCUCUGAUCUGGUGGACUCACUAAACACAAAUACUGCGUUUGUAAAUUAUUUCUGGGUGUUGGAGUGUUCCCCUGGCUGUCCGUAAAUAAAAUGGUUUGCAUAAUAUAAGGAAUUAGAUGUAUAGCUUUUACUCAAGUAUGACAAUUAAGUACUUUUUCUACCACUGUACAUUAAGUAAAUUUAAAACCAGAUACUUUCAGACUUUUACUCAAGUGACUUUUACUUGAGUCAUUUUCUAUUAUGGUAUCUACUUUUACUCUACUAUGUCAAUUGAGUACUUUUUCCACCCCUGCCCUUGUGGCUGCUGGAUGUUGCUAAUUUCUCUAAGUCAUUGUAAAAAGUUUCUCCUAGUAUUUGGUAAUUAUGUUGGUGUAUGGUUACCAUAUGGAGAUUUCUUUCUUGAUCUAUUGAUAAAGUUCAUGUGCAAUAUGCCAGUGGUGAGGUGGCUGUUUUACGUGCUGCUAUUCUGACACUUGAGUACUAAUACGAUGCGUUGACGAUCCGAUUCUCUCUGAACAGACUGUAAAUGCAAUCUAUUCUGCUUGAUUUAAUUUUAAAAUAUAUGAUUUAUCGCUUCUGACCAGGUUGAGGGCUUAGCAGAGAAAGAGGACUUGUGAUGCUGAACAGCAGUAUACCAAAGACACUGAUUAUUAGACCUACUGUACUGUAUUUUAGAGCCGUUUUGUACCACAGGCACCAAGCUGAAUUUCUUGUAUGCUUUGAUUGUUAUACUCGAUCCAUAAUCAGAUUUUCAGUAUUUUCAUGUCUGUUUUGCAUGCAAUGCCACAUUUAUUGGCCAUUUACCUACAUUUUAAAUUAUUACAAGUUUUAAUGCAAUUGCAUUUCACUUUGGAUGAGCUCGAUGCCCUAAGCAACAGCUCUGAAAGCUGGUCAUGUAGAACGGUUGUAAUGCAUUUUAUUCCACCACAACUUUGUGACCUCUGAGGUCAGCCUUACAACAUUGCUGUGAGACGAGUAUGUAGUGAAGUGUCUUUCUUUCUUCUUCCAUUUUCUCUCUUCCCAGUUUAAACACUUGAGGUAAGGCCCAGGCCCAGGCUGUUGCCGGCCGCUGCUGUUUGUUACUGCCUCAUAUGGGGCCCUCAUCAUGUACACGUACUUCUCGCUGAGGCUUCAUCAGAGGCUUCGUUCAACUAUUACUAUCUGCCAAAAGGAUUCUUUCUGCAAAACAUAUUCAUGUAUAAAUGGAUACAUUUAUUUCACAGAAUAUCGAACUUGGAAAAUGCCCUACAAAACCAUUUGGACCCUGUUUUUUUUUACCCUUCACAAACUAUUUCUUGCGUACCAACUAAAAAAAACAGUGGUUAGAAAACGUAUUUUCAAAUAGAAUUAAUCAUUUAUGUUGUCUUUAGCUCUAAGGUGCUGUAGUGUUAGCCUUGUAGAGGCCUGUUAUUUGUAGAGCAUGCAUUAGACCAAGGAUAUGUUCUUACUUUUGUAAUUGAAUGAACUCUGUAAGAGAAACUAUUCGUUGUAAUAAAUUAAUACCCUUUAUGAUGUCUUGUAUGUCUUCCUUAUUCUAUAUAGGACUGGAUUUGUUCAUCUUGUUCUGAGUGAUAAGUCUUAGAUAUUUGUUAUGGAGGGGAGGGGUUGAUUCAAAUGUGCUUACAAGGUCAUUAAGUUAUCUGACCUUUGACUCCUCAAUGUUUUGCGUUUUUAAGACAAAAUUAAAUGAAGUGAAAUAGUCCUUGACAGAGCGUUUUAGCGUUGUCUAUUUGCUCACAGCAUACACUAUAUAUGCAAAAGUAUGUGGACACCCCUUCAAAUUAGUGGAUUUGGCUAUUUUAGCCACACCCGUUGCUGACAGGUUUAUAAAAUUGAGCACCGCCAUGCAAUCUCCAUAGACAAACAUUGGCAGUAGAAUGGCCUUACUGAAGAGCUCAGUGACUUUCAAUGUGGCACUGUCAUAGGUUGCCACCUUUCCAACAAGUCAGUUCGUAACAUUUCUGUAAGUGCUGUUAUUGUAAACUGGAAAUGUCUAGGAGCAACAAUGGCUCAGCCGUGAAGUGGUAGGCCACACAAGCUCACAGAACGGGACUGCUGAGUGCUGUAGCACAUUGAAAUCAUCUGUUCUCGGUUGCAACACUCACUACCGAGUUCCAAACUGCCUCUAGAAGCAACGUCAGCACAAUAACUGUUCGUCGGGAGCUUCAUGAAAUGGAUGUCCAUGGCUGAGCAGCCGCACAUAAGCCUAAGAUCACCAUGUGCUAUGCCAAGCGUCGGCUGGAGUGGUGUAAAGCUCACCGCCAUUGGACUCUGGAGCAGUGGAAACGCGUUCUCUGGAGUGAUGAAUCGCGCUUCAUCUGGUAGUUCGACGGACGAAUCUGAGUUUGGCGGAUGCCAGUUGAACGCUACCUGUCCGAAUGCAUAAUGCCAACUGUAAAGUUUGGUGUAGGAAUAAUGGUCUGGGGCUGUUUUUCAUGGUUCUGGCUAGGCACCUUAGUUCCAGUGAUGGGAAAUCUUAACGCUACAGCAUACAAUGACAUUGUAGAUGAUUCUGUGCUUGACAAUGCCCCCGUGCACAAAGCAAAGUCCAUACAGAAAUGUUUUUUCGAGAUCGGUGUGGAAGAACUUGACUGGCCUGCACAGAGCCCUGACAUCAACCCCAUCGAACACCUUUGGGAUGAAUUGGAAUGCCGACUGCGAGCUAGGCCUAAUUGCCCAACAUCAGUGCCCGACCUCACUAAUGCUGAAUGGAAGCAAGUCCCUGCAAUAAUGUUCCAACAUCUAGUGGAAAGCCUUCCCAGAAGAGUGGAGGCUGUUAUAGCAGCGAAGGGGGGACCAACUCUAUAUUAAUGCCCAUGAUUUUGGAAUGAGAUGUUUGACAAGCAGGUGUCCACAUACUUUUGGUCAUGUAGUGUAUUUACAUCAGUAAAGAAAAACCAUUCAACUGCUUAAUGCAGUGGCCUUUCCCCACUCAUAAUCACUUAAACUAUAUUGUCGGCUGUUUCCAGGUGGGGGACUGCAAAGUGAUACUAGAAUAGCCAACAUGACCUUGUUAUUUUCAUUAAUUCUAGAAGAAAUGUAUCUCCUGGUAAUAUUACUCAGUUUAAGGUGAAGUCCUACAUCUUGAUUGUAAAUUCCUAUGUAAAGACAAGUUCCUUUAGAGAAUAAACCUAUUAAGCAUGGCUUGAUGGAUUUGUUGUGAUGAUCAUUAAAAUGAUCCCCCGGUCCCUUUGCCUCUCUCCCUUGCUUCUGAAAGAAUCGCUAAGAAAAUGCUCUUGGCCCAAAUCAAAGCCAACUACUCAUCGGGGGAGGAUUUCUCUUCAGACGUGGAGUCAUCACAUGAUGAUGAAUCUGACAGGGAAGAGAAGGAAAAAGAAGUUCGGAAAGAUGAAAGCUCUGAUGAGAAUGGUUAGUGAUCCCUCCUUACCGCCACUACAAUUUCACAUUUAUUUUGAGAUGCAGCAAUAAGCUCAAUUUAGUGUUGCUUUGAAUAAGGCCACGUGUUUCUCAGUUGGUAGAGCAUGGCGCUUGCAACGGCAGGGUUGUGGGUUCGUUUCCCACGGGGGGCCAGUAUGAAAAUGUAUGCACUCACUAACUGUAAGUCACUCUGGAUAAGAGCGUCUGCUAAAUGACUAAAAUGUAAAUGUAAUAAGAAUGUGUUUUAGUCAUUAGGCUGAAAUACUUAUCUGACAUCACCUGUUGCUUAGUAACUGGACAUUUUAAAGUAGGCCCAUAUUGUUGUGAUGAUCUAACCCAUCACCCUGUGUCACUGCGUAUUAGUGUACAGGUUGCAUAGACAUUCACGAUAGGAAUAUGAUGUCCUCCUGACAAUAUACCAUGUUGUUUCUGCUGCAGGGGAGACCUCCAGUUUAACCUCUGACUCUGAGUCCAGUAAAACUUGUCACAGACAUCGUCUGCUACGCCACAAGCUCAGCCUUGAUGAUGGAAAUCCAAGUGAUCAGAAAACCGCUGAAGAAAAAGGGAUUGAGCAGAUAGUCAGGAAGUCUAGAAGAACCAAAGGUUUGUAUGGGAUGCGUUCUGUGGCACGACUAUGAUUGGAUACCAUCAGUGCCCUAGUGUUGGAGUUGGUCCUGUUACCCAGAGUAAACUCAUUCUCUGCUUUCUUCCAUCGCCUCAGGUGAGAAAUUGGAUAGCCAGAGUAGUGAUGAUGAUGAUAGCCAAUCAGAGCAAGAAGAGUCUGGUAUGAGUGAAGAGCUGAGCCAAUCAGAGAACGAGGGCAAUGAACAGAUGCUCAAAUGGUAA
Coregonus sp. 'balchen' is the source of this 10203-nucleotide messenger RNA. NCBI's taxonomy places the organism in Eukaryota, Metazoa, Chordata, Actinopteri, Salmoniformes, Salmonidae. The record is from the annotation of a GenBank genome assembly.